GUAACACUGUUGGUGAAGCAAAACAGCGCAAGUCUGAAGCUACUGAUAUACUGAGUGAUGCAACCUUUUCGCUUCAUAAAGGGGCGUCCAAUGCGAACGAACUAGACGGAGAAAGUGACAACAACGAAGAUCGCAAGGAACAAACAGCAGCGAAACAACAGCUUGGUGUGAAACCAACAGAAACGAAGAUCCUGGGUGUAAAAUGGGAGGAAGAGAACGAUACACUAAGUGUACAACUGGGAUCGAAUAGCGAAAGUCCUACAAAGCGAAGCCUCCUUAGUCGGUUAGCUAAGAUUUACGACCCAAUAGGAAUUGCCUCGCCUCUGUUGUUGCAAGGAAAACAAGUCUACCGAGAAGUAUGUGACCACAAGCUACCAUGGGAUGUAGAAUUGAAAGGAGUGAUUAAGAAGCGGUGGAAAAAUGGGAAGAUAACCUGCCCAGCGAAGUGACUGUGCCAAGACCAAUUGCACCUUUCCAAGGAAGCAUUCAUUGACGAAAACCCUAAGAAUUGGUGCAUGGAUAAAGAGAUUCCUCGACAACAGUCGCGUGAACGUAGACAGCAGGCAACAUGGUCCAUUAACAACCGAUGAGAUUGACCAACAACGUCUAUGGUGGAUCAAACAAGUACAAGCGGAGGCGAAAAAAAAUUCAAAAUGUCAAAAUGAUUCCGUUCAGUUAAACCUACAAGCCGAUGCGGACGAGAUUCUGAAGUGCAAAGGACAAGUACAAGGACAACUUCCUAUUUACCUGCCUGAUAGCUCGUUGUUUGCCGUGAAACUUGUGGAAGAAGCUCAUAUAAAGACGCUCCAUGGGGAGUUAUUUUGA
Messenger RNA from Paramuricea clavata, 825 nucleotides. The record is from the annotation of a GenBank genome assembly. Lineage: Eukaryota; Metazoa; Cnidaria; Anthozoa; Malacalcyonacea; Plexauridae.